UCAAGGUCUAACUUUACCUCUUUCUUUACCAAAAAGAAUAAAAACUUGACCCAGAGCAGAGGCCCAGAAACAGCUAGAGACUUGAUCAUUUCACCAUGUGUUCAGUUAGGGCUCCAGAGCAUCGCCCUGUUCGAUAUAUUUUUCGUAAUAUCGGUAUAUUUUUUGUUAAUCGCACCGCAAUAUAUUAUUCAUGCUAAAUCGAUAUUUAUCAUAUAUAUAUCGAUAUAUCGUUGCCAUCCCUACUUCAACCCCUUGUUGAAUUCAAAUUUUCGGUAUCUCCUCUGGGUAUCUCUGUUCAAUUUUUAUAUUUUUUUAUUUUUAUUUAUUUCAUUUCAUUUCAUUAUCUUAGGUCAAGAACGGUAAACUAUCUUAGGUUAUGUGUUUAUAUCUAAAUUUGUCUAAAUGAUAAAAUUGAUUGAAACCUAUUUCAAACCUUAUUCAAUUAAACUAGCAGUCUGAGUCUAUUGGCAUCAUAAUUGGCAUUAUCUGAGGUAAAUUCAGUAUAUGGAUUCAGUAUUCAGUUGAAAAAUAUUUGAAUAUGGACCCAGUACGAAAUAAAAAUAGAGUAUCCUUAAAAAUAAAAUGUCCAAACCCAUUAUUUGAGAAGUGGUUAACAGAAUGGAGAGAUAAAGCAGUUGCCAAUGAUUCAAAAAUGCAAUAUACUUUUAACAAUGCAUUACAUUGUUUACGGAGGUACCCAUUACCACUUAAUAGCGGAAGGGACUGCAAGAUAUUAAAAGGUUUUGGUGGUAAAAUAUGUAAAAUGCUUGAUGAUAAAUUAUUAAAAUACAGUAAUGAGGAAAAUUACAAAACUAAAAAUAUUAAUAUGUCUAAUGCUGUAAUAGAUCAACCUUUUAAAGAAUAUAUACCACAGUUCAGAAGUGAAGGAGAAAAGAAAAACACUAAGAAUAUUAGUCCACAGAUGUCAAAAUCUAUAGAUCAGUCUUUUAGGGAAUAUAUUCCUCAACAAGGAACCGGAGGAUAUGCUAUUCUGCUAGCUAUUUACAAAGAAAGUUUAAAGUCUGAUUAUCCAGGUUUUUUACGAAAAGCAGAUAUUAUUUUACAUGGACAACAGUUUGUUAAUAGUUCAUUUACCAAAGCAAAUCCUGGAUCUCAUUAUACUGCAUGGUCAUCCAUGAAAACUUUAAUUUCAAAAAAAUUAAUAUUAAAAAUUAGCCACCCUCCAAAAUAUUCAUUAAGUGAGGAAGGUACAUUAUUAGCUAAAAGACUGUAUGAAAAAGGCUAUUUUAAGUGUUCCAAACCCAAAUAUUUAGAUGAUAAUUUAAAAGAAAUUGAAGUAGAUAAUGCUGUGCAGGAUAAUACAUCUGAAGUAAUUCAAUUGUCAAAAUUAUGUGAUAGUAGGAAUCCACUGAAAAAAGAUGCUUCCAAAUAUAAGAUUAAUAAAAAAAAUACCAAUUCAUAUUCUGGUAUGCAAGAGUUUGUUUUGACAUCUGAAAGAUUUAAUAUUAUUUUGUACGUUGAUAAUAAUGAAACUUCAGGAAAAAUUAAUGAUGAAGCAAUUAUAUUUCUUAAAAAAUAUAAUAUUAAGUAUGAGAUAAAAAAUCUGAAAGUUGGUGAUUUUUUAUGGGUAUGUCGCGAUUAUGAGACAGAAAAUGAACUAGUGCUACCAUUUAUAAUUGAGAGAAAGAGAAUGGACGAUUUUGCAUCUAGCAUAAAAGAUAAAAGAUAUCAUGAGCAAAAGUUUAGGUUGAAACGAUCAGGUAUUGAAAAUUUAAUAUAUCUUGUGGAAAGCUAUGGUAAAAAUCAGCAUUUGGGGUUACCACUACAAACUUUGUAUCAAGCUGCAAGUUACACUGCUUUACAAGAACAUUUUUUUAUUAAGUUUACUGGUAGUUUAAACGAAAGUAUAGAAUAUUUAGCAUAUUUUACAAGAACAUUGAUACAGAUUUACAAGAGAAAAACAUUGAAAAGCUGCGGUAAAGAUAGUCUUAUAGAUGUUGAUAUUAAUCAGGAUGUUUUAUAUCUAAUGCCGUUUAAGCAGUUUAAUGAAAACGCUGUAAAAAAUAAAAAUAUGAAAGUGUCUGAAUAUUUUAUAAAAAGCCUUAUUCAAAUUAAAGGAAUGUCAGUAGAGCGAGCUUUAGCCAUUACUGAAAAAUAUUCAUCGCCAGCAUUAUUAAGGAAGGCAUAUAAAAGUAUGACAACUAUGGAAGGAGAGAAAUUAUUGUCAAGUAUAAAGUAUGAUAGAGGUGGAAAGACUAUUGGUAUUGCUCUUAGUAAAACUGUAUAUCAGAUAUUUAAUUUAAGAAAUUAUUAAUUUAAUACUGUUUCAUAUUGAAGAAUAAAGAUUAAAAAUAUA
Sitophilus oryzae (rice weevil) is the source of this 2317-nucleotide messenger RNA. It is a transcript of the gene mus81, whose product is annotated as crossover junction endonuclease MUS81. Gene Ontology annotation, cellular component: Holliday junction resolvase complex; nucleus. NCBI's taxonomy places the organism in Eukaryota, Metazoa, Arthropoda, Insecta, Coleoptera, Curculionidae. Bases 539 to 2275 code for a protein of 578 amino acids. The record is from RefSeq and is a predicted model, not a curated record. The transcript is spliced from 8 exons. Gene Ontology annotation, biological process: DNA catabolic process; resolution of meiotic recombination intermediates; double-strand break repair via break-induced replication. Gene Ontology annotation, molecular function: crossover junction DNA endonuclease activity; DNA binding; 3'-flap endonuclease activity.